UCUGUUGUCCAUAUAAACUCGUAUAAAAUCACGUUUUUUAUACUUUUUAAUUCAAACUCUCUACUGUAAAAUGACUCCGCCGGCUUUAUUAACUCUCGAUGAUUAUCGAAAAUUUUCCGAAAAAAAUCUAGUCAAAUUGGCACGAGACUACUAUGAGAGUGGAGCUGAACAAGAGGAAUCUCUGAGAAGAAAUAUUUCAGCAUUCAAUAAUCUACUAAUCCGCCCAAGAUGUCUUCGUUCUGUUGAGAACAUCGAUACAUCAAUCGAUUGGUUAAACGGAAAGAAAUCUGUAUUUCCAGUUGGAAUUGCUCCGACGGCUUUCCAGAAAAUGGCAACACUGGAUGGAGAAUUGAGCACUGUACGCGGAGCAGCUGCAAGUAAUUCAAUAAUGAUUUGUAGUUCGUGGUCUACAACUUCAGUUGAGGAUAUUGGAAAAGAAGCGAAAAUUGUUGGAGCGACUAUUUGGUUUCAGCUCUACGUAUAUAAAGAUCGAGCCAUCACUGAAUCUUUGAUUCAUCGUGCAGAAGCUGCUGGAGUCGAAGCUCUUGUUCUCACAGUUGAUACUCCUGUUUUGGGACGACGUCUAAAGGAUACCUACAAUAAGUUUUCGCUCCCAAAACAUCUCAAAUUCGCGAAUUUCGAGUCGAAUACGCAGGCUGAGAUGCCAAAGGGACAUGUUGGCGAAUCUGGAUUCAUGCAAUACGUCAGCUCUCAAAUCGAUCCAUCACUUGAUUGGAAUACUUUGAAAUGGAUCAGAACCAAAACUAAUCUGCCAGUUAUAGUAAAAGGUGUUAUGAGAGGAGAUGAUGCUCUCUUAGCACUUGAAGCAGGAGUUGAUGGAAUAAUUGUUUCGAAUCAUGGUGGACGUCAGAUGGAUUGUACAGUGGCUACAGUAUUUAUUACCUGUGAUAAAAUGCAAAUUUCAUAUGAUUUGUUCUUCAGAUUGAAUCUCUACCAGAAGUUCUCCGAGCAGUUGACAAUCGAAUUCCUGUUUGGAUGGAUGGUGGCGUACGAAAUGGACGAGAUAUUCUGAAAGCUGUGGCUCUCGGAGCACGAGGUGUUUUCGUGGGACGUCCUGUCCUCUGGGGACUUGCCACAUCGGGUUCCGCUGGUGUGUCAGCUGUUCUUGGACUACUUCAGUCUGAAUUCUACCACGCGCUGCAACUUUCGGGAUUCAGAUCAAUUAAAGAGCUCCAAAAUGACAAGCAUGCUAUCGUACAUUGUUCCAAGUUGUGAACCUUCUCAAUAUCACAAGCAUUUAUGUAUAAUUAUAAUGUACAGAAAAAUAUUCAACCGGAUUUUGAAGUUUUUAAAGUUAAAUUGCCAUAUAAACAUUU
Messenger RNA from Caenorhabditis elegans, 1337 nucleotides. RefSeq names its product FMN hydroxy acid dehydrogenase domain-containing protein (gene F41E6.5). Gene Ontology annotation, molecular function: oxidoreductase activity; FMN binding; (S)-2-hydroxy-acid oxidase activity. Gene Ontology annotation, cellular component: peroxisome. The transcript has 5 exons. Bases 71 to 1033 code for a protein of 320 amino acids. Lineage: Eukaryota; Metazoa; Nematoda; Chromadorea; Rhabditida; Rhabditidae. The record is from RefSeq and is marked reviewed.